AAAUGAAAAGUUAUCUGUAUUAAAAAGAUUCCCAUCUUUUUAAUGAAAUUUCAUCUAAGGCAGAUCUAAUUAGUUGAGUUUUGAUAAUAGCCAUGAGAUUGCUACUUUAAUUCCCUAAUAAUCUAUACAAAAAUUGCAACUUGCUCUACAGUCUACACCUUUUAUUUAUGUUAUGAAUCUUCUUUCUUUUCCAUAUAUAUAGGCACUACCUUGUCUUAACAAGAUAGAAAAAAAGUGGCAACUACUUAAAGGUUUGAGAUGAGGAAGAAGUGUGAGCUGUGUAACUGUGCUGCAAACUUGUUCUGUGAUUCAGAUCAAGCAAGCCUUUGUUGGGAAUGUGAUGCAAAGGUUCACAGUGCAAACUUUCUGGUCACAAAGCAUCCAAGGAUUCUUCUAUGCCAUGUUUGUCAAUCACUAACACCUUGGCAUGGUUCAGGUCCCAAGUUUGUUCCCACCAUGUCACUUUGCACUGAUUGUGUCACCAAAAACAAUGAUACCUGCAACCACCAGAAUGAUGAUGAUGUAGAAAAUGAUGGUGUUGAUGGUGGUGAGGAUGAAGAUGAAGAUGAAGAUGAAGAAGAAGAAGAAGAAGAAGAAGAAGAAAAUCAAGUGGUUCCAUGGACAUCAUCAACAUCAAUGCCUCCACCACCAGUUUCCUCUUCUUCAAAUAGUGCAACCACUACUUCCACCAGGUUCUCUAAUGGUGCUGAAGAAGAAGCAAUCUCCAACUGACUAAUAAAAUUCAUGCCUUUUUCUACUCCUUCAUGUUCAUGUUCAAGUAGAGGCUCUCUGCUGUUAAGUAGUAUUGUUGUUAUUAUAACUCAUAUAAUAUAUGCUUUGAUUUUUGUUCCUCUCUUAAUAUUAUCUGCUUUCAAUUUUCGAAUAAUUAAACAUUAUUUUAGGCUUGUCAUCAUGUCAAAUAACAAAGAUCACAAGAGGAAACGCCUUCAAUGAUUGAUGUAUUGAUCUCUCAAAGUGUUUUAGAGAGUGUUGCUUGUGAAUUCAGCUUCUUCCAACUGCUGAAAGAGAAUGCUUAUUAUUAUGAUGAUGAUAUUCUGAUAUCAUAUUACAGGUAAAAAAAUCUUUUAUUUCUUUUAUGAUUUUAUAUCCCAACAAAAUUUCACCGAAAAUACUAAAAUAAAAGGGAGGAA
Molecule: messenger RNA, 1151 nt
Organism: Arachis stenosperma
Lineage: Eukaryota; Viridiplantae; Streptophyta; Magnoliopsida; Fabales; Fabaceae
Product: zinc finger protein CONSTANS-LIKE 4-like
Exons: 1
Coding region: 259-732 (157 amino acids)
Molecular function (GO): zinc ion binding
Source: RefSeq, a predicted model, not a curated record